Molecule: messenger RNA, 1611 nt
Organism: Huiozyma naganishii CBS 8797
Lineage: Eukaryota; Fungi; Ascomycota; Saccharomycetes; Saccharomycetales; Saccharomycetaceae
Product: cytosine permease
Exons: 1
Coding region: 1-1611 (536 amino acids)
Biological process (GO): cytosine transport; transmembrane transport
Cellular component (GO): fungal-type vacuole membrane; plasma membrane
Molecular function (GO): nucleobase transmembrane transporter activity
Source: RefSeq, a predicted model, not a curated record
AUGUCGAGUUCUGACGCUACAAACAAUGCGUACGAGAUGCACUACACGGAUGUCGGGAAGAGCGAUGUCGAGGUGGUGCACCGGUCCGUGGACAAAAAGCAGGAGUCUGUGCAGGCGUACGCCUGGGAUGAGGAGCAGGAUGGUGAACUGCCUGAGGGGUCCACUGAGUUGACGAAGCUCGGGUUCUUUAACAGGUUUGCGCAGCGGCUUAACGCGGAGACUAAAGGCGUCGACCCUGUAGGUGAGGAUGAGCGGAACGCGGACGAGUCUAUCUUGAACGCUGCGUCGAUGUGGUUCUCGGCAAACAUGGUCAUCGCUGCUUAUGCGUUGGGCGCACUGGGACCACUCAUCUACGGGCUCAAUUUCGGGACCUCUGUCCUUGUGAUUGUGUUCUUCAAUAUACUAGGGUUGCUACCCGUGGCGUUCUUCUCCGUGUUCGGGUCUCAGCUCGGGAUGCGGCAGAUGAUCCUAUCACGGUUCCUCGUGGGGAACAUCACUGCGCGGAUCUUCGCGCUGAUCAACGUCGUCGCCUGUGUAGGGUGGGGGGUCGUCAACACGGUCGUUUCCGCACAACUGCUCAACAUGGUCAACCAGAACGGGAACAACUGUCCGCUAUGGGCAGGGUGUGUGAUCAUCGUAGGAUGUACAGUUAUGGUCACUUUCUUCGGGUACAACGUCAUCCACGCGUACGAGAAAUGGUCCUGGGUGCCCAACUUCGCCGUGUUCCUGGUGAUCAUUGCGCGGCUGAAGAUGUCCGGUAACUUCGAGUUGGGGCCCUGGACUUCGGGUACGACCACUGCAGGUGGCGUGCUGUCCUUUGGUUCCGCAGUGUUCGGGUUCGCCACUGGGUGGACGACCUACGCGGCAGACUACACAGUGUACAUGCCCAAGACCAUCAACAAGUUCAAAGUGUUCUUCUCCGUCGUCGCGGGACUCGUCUUCCCACUGUUCUUCUGCAUGAUCCUUGGGGCCGCCUCCGCGAUGGCUGCUGUGAACAACCCGGUAUGGAAGGAGUACUACGAGCGGAACGCCAUGGGCGGGCUCACAUACGCGAUCCUUGUCCCUGACUCCCUCCACGGGUUCGGUGAGUUCUGCUGCGUGCUGCUAGCCAUGUCCACGGUCGCUAACAACGUCCCCAACAUGUACACGAUCGCUCUGUCAGUGCAGGCGAUGUGGGAGCCCUUUGCGAAGGUGCCCCGUGUUGUGUGGACGAUGGCAGGGAACGCUGCGACCGUGGGGAUCGCCAUCCCCGCGUGCUACUACUUCGAUGCCUUCAUGGAGAACUUCAUGAACUCGAUCGGUUACUACCUCGCCAUCUACUCCGCGAUAGCGAUCACAGAGCACUUCGCGUUCAGGAAGGGGUUCGAGGGCUACAACGUCGCGGACUGGAACCGCUGGGACAAGCUUCCCCUGGGGAUCGCGGGGACCUCCGCUUUGAUAGUCGGGGCCUUCGGCGUCGCCUUGGGGAUGGACCAAACGUAUUGGGUCGGCGAGAUCGCCAGACGUAUCGGGAAGUUUGGCGGGGACAUUGGGUUCGAGCUUGGCGCCGGCUGGGCGUUUCUAGUGUUCAUCCUGCUGAGACCGCUCGAGAUCAAGAAGUUCGGCAGGUGA